Molecule: messenger RNA, 1848 nt
Organism: Populus nigra (black poplar)
Lineage: Eukaryota; Viridiplantae; Streptophyta; Magnoliopsida; Malpighiales; Salicaceae
Product: beta-glucosidase 46-like
Exons: 12
Coding region: 131-1759 (542 amino acids)
Biological process (GO): carbohydrate metabolic process
Molecular function (GO): beta-glucosidase activity
Source: RefSeq, a predicted model, not a curated record
CUCUAGGAUUUUUGAGCCAUUCUGGAAAAAGAUCCUUUCUUCAUCUUGUCUAAUUUCUGACUUUUUCCCAUAGCAAGAACAGAACUUUCAACAACUUCUCUGAUUCCUUCUAUAUUAGAGUUUUUUCUACAUGAAACUAGACAACCCUGCACAUAUAUAUAGAAGCACAAACUUGUAUACAAAAGCACAUAUGAAUUGCGUUAUAUCUAGCAUGGGAAUUUCUUCACUUUGUAAAGCUUUAAUUCUCUUAGAGCUGAUCUUGCUUCCUCUCUUUGCAUCAUCUGAUACAAAAACUCUGCAUGAAAGUUCAGAUUCUUCUUCAUUUCCUGCCAACUUUCUCUUUGGGACUGCCUCCUCUUCUUAUCAGUUUGAAGGAGCUUACCUGAGUGAUGGAAAAGGUUUGAGCAACUGGGAUGUCCAUUCACAUAAACCAGGAAACAUAAUUGAUGGAAGCAAUGGAGAUAUCGCCGUCGACCAAUAUCAUCGGUAUCUGGAAGACAUUGAUCUAAUGGCCUCCCUCGGGGUCAACAGCUAUAGGUUUUCGAUGUCAUGGGCACGAAUUCUACCCAAAGGGAGAUUUGGAGGUGUCAAUAUGGCUGGUAUUAGCUACUAUAACAAGCUGAUCAAUGCUCUCCUACUUAAAGGGAUUCAACCAUUUGUGUCAUUGACUCAUUUUGAUGUGCCUCAAGAGCUUGAGGAUAGAUAUGGGGGUUUUCUAAGUCCUAAAUCCCAAGAGGAUUUCGGAUAUUAUGUAGACAUCUGUUUCAAGUACUUCGGAGACCGAGUGAAGUACUGGGCCACCUUCAAUGAGCCAAAUUUUCAAGCCAUUUAUGGUUAUCGUGUAGGUGAAUACCCACCAAAACGCUGCUCAAAGCCUUUCGGAAAUUGCAGUCAUGGGGACUCAGAGAGGGAGCCCUUUAUUGCGGCGCAUAACAUAAUCUUAGCUCAUGCAACUGCAGUUGAUAUUUACAGAACCAAAUACCAGACAGAGCAAAGAGGCAGCAUUGGUAUUGUCAUGCAUUGCAUGUGGUAUGAACCUAUUAGCAAUUCAACAGCAAACAAGUUAGCAGUUGAAAGAGCUCAAGCCUUCUUCUUGCGUUGGUUCUUGGACCCACUCAUAUUUGGAAGAUAUCCUGAAGAAAUGAAAAAAGUUCUGGGAUCUACUCUACCUGAAUUUUCAAAAAAUGACAUGAAUAAAUUGAGGAAGGGACUGGAUUUUAUCGGCAUGAAUCAUUACACCAGUUACUACGUUCAAGAUUGCAUCUUGUCCGUGUGUGAACCUGGAAAAGGAAGCACGAGGACAGAAGGUUCCACUCUAUUAACUCAAGAAAAAGAUGGAGUUCCCAUUGGCAAACCUAGUGAAGUGGAUUGGCUACAUGUUUAUCCACAAGGAAUGGAAAAGAUGGUUACCUAUGUAAAGGAGAGAUACAAUAACAUACCCAUGAUCAUCACAGAAAAUGGGUAUUCCCAAGUGAGCAAUUCAAACGGAAACAUUGAAGAAUUCCUUCAUGAUACGGGAAGGGUGGAAUACAUGUCUGGCUAUUUGGAUGCCUUGCUGACAGCAAUGAAGAAAGGAGCAGAUGUGAGGGGCUAUUUUGCCUGGUCCUUCCUUGAUAAUUUUGAGUGGACAUUCGGUUAUACAAGAAGAUUUGGACUUUACCAUGUUGAUUACACCACAAUGAAGCGAACUCCAAGAUUAUCAGCAACUUGGUACAAAGAAUUUAUUGCAAGGUAUAAGGUAGACAAAUCCCAGAUGUGAGAAGUGAAGACUGUACUCCAGAAGAAAACAGAGUAGUGUACUUUCUGCUAAAUUGUACAUUUAAUGAUAUUCAAGCAUUCUUAAACCAA